CUUUGACGGCCCAAGCGGCCCCGGCCGACCAGUAUCUACCUACCUACGGUAACGACCACAUCGCGUACCUCGCCCUUCUCAUCAGAUGUUAUUUGACUGUCCCUGGUUUAAGAAAGCUUUAAUCAGAUUUCAGUCGAUGCUAGCGGGUCAUCAACGUUAGAGAGAGAGAAGCGAUAGAAGAAGAGAACAUGCACGAAAUCAUCACUCUCCAGCUAGGCCAGUUGAGCAACUACGCAGCAACCCAUUUCUGGAACACUCAGGAAUCCUACUUCACCUAUUCGGAUCAGGAUGAGUCCCCAGUAAACCACAACGUCCACUGGCGCCCGGGCGUCGCACUCGACGGCUCCGAGACAUUCCUCCCUCGUACAGUCGUGUACGAUCUCAAGGGUGGUUUCGGCUCGCUUCGCAAGAUAAAUGCCCUGUACGACGCAAGCCAGGAAGGAGCACCUGCUCAUCUGUGGAAAGGAUCCCCUCAAGUCCAUAAACAGCCGCAGGUCGAACCAAGCGCUUUCCAGCAGAGCCUGGACCUUGGCACCGCCGCGCCGAAGCUCAGCCCAUCAGACGUGCGGUACUGGUCCGACUUCUCGCGCAGCUUCUAUCACCCAAAGUCUCUCAACCAGCUCUACGACUAUGAGCUCAACUCGUCCAUCAGACCCUUCGACAAGUGGACACUGGGUCGAGAGCUUUUCGACACCUUGGACAAGGAGCAUGACAUUGUUGACCGAGACUUCCGUCCCUUCGUCGAGGAAGCCGACCAGAUGCAGGGAUUUCAGAUUGUGACAACCAUUGAUGAUGCUUGGGGAGGCUUUGCUACCGAGUACGUCGAGCGUCUGCGGGACGAGUACGGAAAGGUCACCAUUUGGGUGUGGGGCUUGCAGACUCCUGUGCCUGCAGCACGGAUUGAUCAGAGACGUCUCCAGAUGGCCAAUACGGCCAGGACGAUCAAGGACUUGUGCGAGCAUGCCUCAAUGUUGGUUCCUAUGGCUCUCCCGCAGACUCGGCUAUGCUCCAACAUCAACAUGGACCUCCAGUCCCCCUGGCACGCCACUGCUUUGUUAGGAACUGCCAUGGAGACGGCAGGCUUUCCUUCUCGACUCAACUCCGGCAGCACUGGAAGCGGAUUGCAAGCAACAUUGAGCGACCUGGUCAGUGGCCUGAACCUACGUGGACGGCAGACCAUGAGCCGUCUACAGAUGAGCAUCGUGGGCCCUACCUCGGACCUAGAGGAAAAUGCUCGAACAUUGCAGGCAUCUGAGGGUGACGAGGAGAUGGAGAAUUCCAAACUGGACACAGACCUGUUUGAUAUCUUGCGAGCGAAGCCGUUGACGGGAAGACGAAACAAGAACGACGGAAGAGGCACACCCCACCUUUUCGGUCAAGCGAUAACUACUCGCGGUACGCCGCAAGGCUCGAAUGACGGGGAUCAAGGCAGACAACGGUCAAGAGCCGCACUCAUGGAGAACAGUACCCAGAGAUAUUACACAGGCAAGGGUUUUCCCAUGCUCGACAGUUUCCCAGAAAUCUACCUUGACAGCAGCGGCGAGCCUUCCACCGAAACUUUUGGCGUCAAGACCAGCCUUUCCACGGACACAUCUGUAUCAGCAGCAUUGAAAGCUUUGCGUACAGCUGUUUCAUCUUCCAUUGGGGUCGAGGACCGAGAGGACAUCAGCAAUGAGCUGGCUGAGCUUGCCGAGGCGUACCGUGAAGGAUGGUCCAGUGGUAGCGAUGAUGAAGACGACUGACUGAAUGUCUGUCUGUCCACCGACGCAAAUUGACCAAGUCGCCCGACAAUGCUGAAUCACCAGCAAAACCAGAGGAUGAUGACUACAUUUGCUAGACGGCAGCAUCAUCUGGCGUCAAAAUGCUUCUGGUAUCAUCUCAAGCCCACAUUACAGCGACGUGGAUGUUAUGCGGCGAGUGUCGAACAGCCGCGGGGAUGUCAGAUGGGAGCAAAGCAGAGGAUU
This is a messenger RNA of Colletotrichum destructivum, 1964 nucleotides long. Its product is annotated as Putative misato Segment II tubulin-like domain, DML1/Misato, tubulin domain-containing protein. The transcript has 5 exons. Gene Ontology annotation, biological process: mitochondrion organization. Bases 189 to 1742 code for a protein of 517 amino acids. Gene Ontology annotation, cellular component: cytoplasm; mitochondrion. NCBI's taxonomy places the organism in Eukaryota, Fungi, Ascomycota, Sordariomycetes, Glomerellales, Glomerellaceae. The record is from RefSeq and is a predicted model, not a curated record.